AUGGCAAUCACUGGCGGAUCCGACCCCAAUCCUGUAUCAAUCACUAUUGAACCACAUAGCCACAACCAAAAUCACAACAACGCUAGUCAUUCGCAAAUUAACACCCCCACAACCACAGCACCACCAACAACUGCAGCAGUAACAACGGAACGGAUUGUAACAAAAGGACUCUCUCAUGGACGGUUGCUCUGUUACAGCGACAAGAAAGCGACAGGAAAGACAAGAGAGUGA
Molecule: messenger RNA, 231 nt
Organism: Dovyalis caffra
Lineage: Eukaryota; Viridiplantae; Streptophyta; Magnoliopsida; Malpighiales; Salicaceae
Source: the annotation of a GenBank genome assembly